AUGGCUAUCAGAAAAUCAAACAGACUUCCACAAACAGCUGUGCUGAAGCAAAUUCUCAAGAGGUGCUCAAGCUUGGGGAAGAAACAGCAACACUAUGAUGAACAAGGCCUCCCUUUGGAUGUCCCCAAGGGCCAUUUUGUGGUUUAUGUUGGAGAAAACAGAAGCAGAUACAUUAUCCCAAUCUCCUUCUUGACUCGCCCUGAGUUCCAAAGCUUGCUUCAUCAAGCAGAAGAAGAAUUUGGAUUUGACCACGACAUGGGUCUCACAAUUCCUUGUGAAGAAGUUGCUUUUCAGUCAUUAACAUCCAUGCUCAGGUGA
Molecule: messenger RNA, 318 nt
Organism: Prunus armeniaca (apricot)
Lineage: Eukaryota; Viridiplantae; Streptophyta; Magnoliopsida; Rosales; Rosaceae
Source: the annotation of a GenBank genome assembly